This is a messenger RNA of Melospiza georgiana, 2150 nucleotides long. It is a transcript of the gene C3H6orf120, whose product is annotated as chromosome 3 C6orf120 homolog. The transcript is spliced from 2 exons. The record is from RefSeq and is a predicted model, not a curated record. NCBI's taxonomy places the organism in Eukaryota, Metazoa, Chordata, Aves, Passeriformes, Passerellidae. The coding region runs from base 535 to 1092 and encodes 185 amino acids.
CAGGGGUCCCGCCCGCGGAGAGGCGGGGGCGAACCGGGGCGGGCAGAACUCCUCGUUCGUGGCUCUGUCCAAGGUCUCUUGGAAUCGCUUCUCCUCCCGAGCGCUGUGCCAGCGUCACGACGCUUUCCUUCUUUCCUAGAUAACUUUAAUUAUUUUCUGGUCAGAUGUGGAGCUCCUCCUGUGGCUCCGCUCGGCUUUUUCAUCACUACUUCGAUGGACAAGUGACAGAGUCAGCUCCCUCCUACGGUCGAGACAAGAGACUGUUUUUUUUCCUGUGGUUGUUGAGGGAGUUCUGUCAGUCUGGCAGGUUCGGCACAUGCUGCACCUCGUUCUUUUAUGCUGUCUGUGCAGAACUGUGACCUUGCAGUAGAGAGGCCUCUGGGACAGAAAACGUCAAACUACAGAAACGGGCAUUUUUUUUCUAAUGUUUUUCUGCCCUGGAUCCGUUCAGUUGUAGAACUUCUAACAUUUAAGUGACAUCUCAGUGGAGGGUAGAACACGGACACAGGAAGAAUCCAAAAACAACUGAAGACCAUGGCAACACACUGGAGAAGAAUCCUGACAGUAUUUGUGACAGCUCAAGUACUGUUCGUGGUAAAUGCCUUUGAAGAAGAGGACGUACCAGAGGAAUGGAUUCUUCUUCAUGUUGUCCAAGGUCAGAUUGGAGCAGGAAACUACAGCUAUUUGAGACUAAAUCACGAGGGAAAGAUCGUUCUUCAGAUGCGGAGUUUAAAAGGUGACGCAGACUUGUAUGUGUCUGACGUGACACUGCACCCCAGCUUUGACGAGUACGAGUUACAGUCGGUGACUUGUGGCCAGGACAUCGUGCACGUGCCCGCACACUUCCGCCGCCCUGUGGGAAUAGGGAUUUACGGGCACCCCUCUCACCUGGAGAGCGAGUUUGAAAUGAAGGUGUACUACGAUCGAACUGUGGUACAGUACCCGUUUGGUGAGGCUUCUUACAACCCUGAGGAGAUGGAGGCAAACCAGAAAUACUCACAGUCUACAGAAGAUGAAUCUCAGGAUGAGGAGUCUGUUUUCUGGACUAUACUUAUUGGAAUCUUGAAAUUAAUACUUGAAAUCCUUUUUUAAAUUGAUACACACUGGACUUAAGUCACACUUCAUCCUGUGAAAUUGGUAUGAAUGACUUGCUGUUAUACUUAAUACUCGCUAUGUUUCCUGAAGAGAUAUUUAGGUUACAUUUCCAAAACCAGAAAGGAAGUGGGGAGAAAAAGCCAUAUUUAAUUUUAUAUUGAAAAUCCUCCCCAAUAUGUAAAAUGAGCAGCCAGGACAGUAUUUGCAGUGCUCUUCAGAGACCAGGGCUUAAAAAUGAAUGUAUAGUUGUGAUCUUGUUAAAUUCACUUAAAAUAGGUGCUUAGGAAAAUCAAUUCCAAUUCAGUAUUUUCUAUUGUUUUUUAUAAAGAAAAAUGAAUAAACUACUGCGCUUCGGUCCCCCUCUCAAUUUAGAGCAUAUUUAAAAAUAAAACCUGCUUCCUUUUCUGAGCAAGCACCUCCAGUAAAACUGAUCAGCGUGUUUGAGUGUAUCCAUGAAGUUGAGGAGCUUAGGGUGAAGGAAGGAGAAAACAAUCAAUCACCUAAGGGAAUAGAUGUCUGUAUUCUUACUGCGUGUGCUCUACAUCACAUCAGCCAUCUGUCAAACAGAGGUUGGUCCAGUCACUCAUCACCACUACAAAUCCAUGACCUGAAUCAAGUGCAUGUUGCUUCUUGGCUAUUACUGCAGGAAGAGGGAGCCUUCAGCUGUUGUUAGUUGUCAAUAUGACAUUUUUGUCUCAUUAAAAACAACACAGCAUACAGGUAUCUCAAACUUGAGAGGUGCUUUCUUACACUUCCCUUGAUAGCUUUUUGUGAUUGAUUUUUUUUCCAAGGACAUAUUUAUGAAUAAGUCAUUACCUUGCUCAGAAAAUUUCUGCUGAAAGGGAUUUGCAGUAUAUUGUAAGAAGGUCAUCUCAUGCCUACUCUUCCUUAGAAGUUACUUUUACCAGGAAUACUUUUUGCUUUGGUUGAGUAUUUCAGAAUAACCAGUUGCUAUGCAAAUAAAGUACAUUACAUUGCUCUGUAAUUUUCUUUUCACAGGGCUUACUGAUAAGUGCACUGAAAUAAACAAGUAUGUUGCUAUAAUUUUAUACAAA